Messenger RNA from Linum tenue, 666 nucleotides. The record is from the annotation of a GenBank genome assembly. NCBI's taxonomy places the organism in Eukaryota, Viridiplantae, Streptophyta, Magnoliopsida, Malpighiales, Linaceae.
AUGGCCUGUCUUCCCAAGCGCCACCAUGGCAUCACACUGGCCAUUGUAGCAGCAACGCUACUACUUGGCGCCGCGUCAGGAUUCCGCUACACCGUCGGCGACUCAAUCUGGUCCAUCCCGCCCACCUCCGACUUCUACUCCCGCUGGUCCUCCGCCCACGCCUUCUACGUCGGAGACUCUCUCGCUUUCCAGUUUGCUACGGAGUUGUUCAACGUGGUACAAGUGCUGAGGCACGACUUCGAGAGCUGCAUCGCCAACGCUCCCUUGCAGGUCUUCACCAUCGGUCCUGCCGUCGUCGAGCUAUCUCACGCGGGCGUUUUCUACUACAUUUGCAACGUGUCCAAUUACUGUGAUCUCGGCCUCAGACUCGCCGUCGUCGUACACCAGAGGCCGCCCGCCGCUCCACCACUAAUUAUACCAUCAUCCCCUGCUUCCCCGCCAAGAUUCUCACCGCCUCCGCCGCCGCCUGUUCCGCCUCAUGCGCCCAUUUCUCAGCCAUCCCCAUAUCCAGGACUAGCGCCAGAACCAGCUGGGGACGUAGAGAACAACAGCUCGCUAUCUCCAGCACCUGGAGACGAGAUUACCAGUAAUUACUCAAAUGGAGCCGACAGGAUGGGAGAUCGGCAUGUAAUCGGGUUGUUGUUGGUUGGAAUCUUGAUUAUGUAA